AUGACUAGAGUAGCACAAAUAAUAAAUAUACCAACAAUAAGGAGUUCAAUGAAUAUAUAUAGAAAAUUUAUUAGAUUAUCAUAUCAAUUUCCAAAACAGGUACAAUAUAAGAUAAGAUUAAAUACAAAAGAAGCGUUUAUAUUAAAUAAAGUAUUUUUAGAUCAAGGUUCAUUUAAUCAAAAGAAUAUAAAAUCUCUAAUUGAAAAAUCUAAUGAUUUACUACAUAUUUUAUCAACACUUCCAAAAUCAAAUAAACCAUUGUUUUUAAAACUAUUUAGUGAUAAUCUUAAUGUUAGAGAAACUGUAAAACAAUAA
This is a messenger RNA of Dictyostelium discoideum AX4, 315 nucleotides long. RefSeq lists its product as hypothetical. NCBI's taxonomy places the organism in Eukaryota, Evosea, Eumycetozoa, Dictyosteliales, Dictyosteliaceae. The record is from RefSeq and is a predicted model, not a curated record. The transcript has a single exon. The coding region runs from base 1 to 315 and encodes 104 amino acids.